Molecule: messenger RNA, 2324 nt
Organism: Dendronephthya gigantea
Lineage: Eukaryota; Metazoa; Cnidaria; Anthozoa; Malacalcyonacea; Nephtheidae
Product: dystrophin-like protein 1
Exons: 10
Coding region: 230-1840 (536 amino acids)
Molecular function (GO): nitric-oxide synthase binding
Source: RefSeq, a predicted model, not a curated record
AUUAAUUGCUAACAAAGAGUUACAAAACAUUAUAUUGAAAUUCCUAAAGACCUACACUAUUGUAGAGAUCUUUGCACUCUUCAAAAGCUUAUCGAGAUCACGGCGAUAUGCGACAGAUAUUUUGUAAAAUGAUUUGACGGAUAUAACAGGCGGGCCACGAGAGUAUCAAAUUUUAUCUGAGGGAUAAAAAAUAUGACUAACAUGGCACUCAAAUUACACACUGCGUAGAAUGAAAGGGGAAGGCAACAUGCCGGUUGUAAAUUUUAACAAAUGGGCAUACAGGCUUGUCGAAGAUAGACACGAUGGUAUGGGAAAAGUGCCUGUAUUUGAUCAAGAAGCGUUUCAACUUGGCAUAACAUUCAAGGCAAAGUAUGUGGGUACUUUGGAGAUAACACGACCAACAUGUCGUACAGAAAUAGUGACGGCAAUGAGAAAAGUUCGGUAUGAGUUCAAGAUAAAAGGUAUUGAGAAAAGAAGAGUGUUCUUGACCAUUUCAGUCGAUGGGAUUAAAGUGACACUUCGAAAACGUAGGCGCAGAUUGAGAAAGGAAUACCUCUUAGAUGAAGAUCCAGUUGUGUUGCAUGAACAUCAAAUUGGAAGAAUAUUCUACGUAUCUCAUGAUUCAAUGGACCUGAAGAUAUUCAGUUAUAUCACAAAAGAUAAUUUCGACAACCAGUUCCGAUGCAGUGUUUUCAAAGCAUACAGAAAGUCCAAAGCGUUAUUCAUGGUUCGCACAAUCGGCCAGGCAUUCGAGGUUUGUCAUCGUCUACAACAGGAUACUUCUGAGGAUGGUAAAGAGGAUGAAAGCGCUACGAAAGUUGACGAACGAGUGUUGGCAGAUGAAGGAACUGAUAUCGACGCUGUUGAUCAGGAUUCUAAUGACAAAACAACGGAAAUUCCUGAGAAGCCCACACCAGCAGCAUUGGUAGAAAUUAGUCAGCUUCUUCCCUCUGUUGACCCGGAUGGCAAAAUCCAACCGUUCACAGCAGAACAAUUACGUCUACUUUUCAAUCAACGACUGGAGCACUACAUACAGGAAACUGAAGUCUGCAAGGCUGAGAAUCGAUUGCUAAAAGACCAACUGAUGCUUGAGAGGAAUGGUCGUGUGCAAGCACAGGAAAGAGAGCAAUGUCUACUUCAGAAGAACCGGGAGCUUCUUCAGACCAUACAAACGCUUGCUAAUAGACUACAAACAGUGAGCCCAGGGUAUGACAGUUUGAGCACCGCAUUUACCACAACACAUCAUUCCGAAACCUUAGUCAAUCCUAGUUAUCCAUCGACGUAUUCUACUCAGCUGAAGAACGAUAACUUUGGAAAUACUUGUGCACAGAUCGGAUUGGAUGGCGAUCAGGUAGAGAUAACUGGGAACUCUUUGGUUAUUACUCCUCCUGCAGACACUAUUGCAACCUUCGAUCCUCUCGCAUCCAAAAUAGCUCCUUUGGCCAAAUUUAAAGGCUCAACCAACGUCGCCCAAUCAACUGUCGGUCAUUAUUGGAAAACAUUUGAUGAAGAUGGCGUCAUUUCCCCCGGAAGUGGAGCAGACGAUUCAAGCUCCGAAUCAUCAGACGACGAAAAUUUCUCCGAAAAUUUCAUUGGACAUAAAAUCAUCCCAGCUGAAGAGCGAAAUGGAUGGGUACCCAUGGAGAAUACCCCUAAUGGAACUGUGAAGAAGCAUGAUGGGAACGGACAUGCUGUAGGACUGGGAACAAGUGCAUAUCCCGACCAACAAAAUGGUCUUGUACAUAAUGAUUUAAAAACACUUCAUUCCAGCAACAAUAAUCACCAAGGUAGUAAAGUCCCGUCUACAGACACGAGAACUGCCAUACAAACAGAUUUUUAAAAACAAAUUAAACUUUUGUACAAGUCGUAGAGUUUUAUAUUAUAAUAAAGCGUCAAAGCGUACAGCAAUAGUGUAAACUAUGUUAUCAAUCUCACUUUGUCGUAAAUUAUAACAUUUUAGUAGUGUAAUUAUUGCGCCAUAUAGCGCGAAUGAUAAAAGAGACUGGAUUGCCAUCAUAUAGAACGCCCUCAGUUAGUUAUAGUUUGUUUAACUUAGUUUAGCUUUGACGUUUGUAAGAUUUAACCUUUAGUAAAAUUGUAAUUCGUGGUUUGUAAAGAACUUUACACAAGAUCGUUAACUAAACAUACAAGUUGCGAGUUGUUACAACAAUUAUUAUCAUUUGGAAAUUUAGCUAAAUACUGUUGAGAGUCGUUUUGUGGCAAAAUUGUAGCAAUAUAAUGAAGAUUGUAACAACUUGUAAUUUGCUAAGAAAGUUGCGAACAUCUUAUAAUAUGGCAGCACAUAAAGAUGAUAAUUAAGUUAA